Molecule: messenger RNA, 2540 nt
Organism: Zea mays
Lineage: Eukaryota; Viridiplantae; Streptophyta; Magnoliopsida; Poales; Poaceae
Exons: 9
Coding region: 329-2263 (644 amino acids)
Molecular function (GO): RNA binding
Source: RefSeq, a predicted model, not a curated record
AAUGACAUGUGGGUGUCGGUGCAGCAGGGGCCCUGCCUGUCGUUGCGGCUGGGCCUGGGCGUAUGGCCAAAAUGAACGGAACCCUUUGUUUUCCGGCGACAGACCCCACGGCACCGCACCUGCUCGGCACGUCCCGCUAUAUAACCGCUUGAAGUUCUUCCGCCGCCACGUGCUCGCUGCCGUCGCCGCGCCGCAUUCGCAUCACCGCAUCGCGCCGCCGAGGCUGCUUACUAGACGGACGAGGAGUGGACUGGAGUAACUUGCAGCAACCCUAUCCCGGCAGGCCCCAUCGCGAAACCCUAGACUUCGCCGCCGGCGGUCGCCGGAGAUGGCCUCCUCGCCGCCGCGCGCCCCGCAGCUAUUCCCUUUCGACCUUAACGUCGCGCAGGAGGAGGUAGAUGAGGAGCCGAUUGAGGUUCUUGAGGAGGAUGUCGAUGAGGAGGGAGCCCCGUUGGCGCAGCCCCAGGAGGUUGUCGUCGAGGAGGUUGUUGAGAAAUUGGUCGAGCACGCGGUGCCUAUCACGGAGGAUGAACCUGCGGAAGACGUGAUCAUGGAGGAGCCUUCGGAGGAGGUGAUCAUGGAGGACGAGGAGCCUACGCCGUCGCCGGCGGAGGAGGUGGUUGGGGAGGGGAAGAGGAGGAAAAAGAGGGUGGACUAUGAGGUCUUCGUGUCCGGGCUGCCGCAGGACGCCGCUGAGGAGGACGUGGCGCAGGCGCUGGCGGAUGCCGGAGAUAUCGAGGAGGUGCGCCUCGUGCGGGAUCCGGCGGACCAGCGGCUCAACAAGGGAUUCGCUUUUGUCCGCUUCGCGGCUGCAUGGCAGGCCCGGUGGGCGGCCAACGACCUCCGCGAGGCUACGAUUAAGGGAAAAGCUUGUGGAAUAUGCAAGAACAGUGAAACUGAAACCCUUCAUCUCCGAAAUAUAUGCUUUGAUUGGUCAAAGGAUGAUUUAGCUGAAAAACUGAAACCCUUCAAGUUGGAAAACUUGGAUAGAAUUAAUCUAAUUGAGCACCCAGACAGAAAGGGUAAAAACAGAGGCUAUGCGUUUCUUGACUUCAGGACUCAUGUAGAUGCUGUGGAGGCUUUUGUGAAACUACAAAAAAUAGAUCUGUAUCUUGGUACUGACUCUAGAGCAAACAUAUCAUUUUCAAACACUCUUUCACAAGAUGAUGAGAUCAUGGAAAAGGUGAAAUCUGUUUUCUUGGAUGGCGUACCACCUCACUGGGAUGAAGACAAAGUGAGAGAAAUUUUCGGGAAAUUUGGUGAAAUUGAUAGCAUACAACUUGCUAGAAAUAUGUUCACGGCAGCACGAAAAGAUUUUGGUUUCAUUGGCUUUACAGCAAGACAGUCAGCUUUAGACUGCAUUAAGAUGGUCAAUAAAGAUGGUGUUGGUGAAGGUAGUGGAAAGGUUCCCAUAAAAGCUAGUUUACAAAGGCCAAGGCAUGCUUUCAAGAAGUAUUCCCGGCAAGGCUCAAGUUCCUUGCUAGGCGUCAGAAGAGGAUUUGUAGAUAAAAGUUCUAGUGGUAGAGGACACCACUCGGACAGAUAUAGGCAUUUUAGUCCUGUAAGGCGUUCGUAUUCAGAUAAUCAUUCUCGCCGUCACUCUAUUGAUGUUGAAGAGAGGCAUACUUCUGUGCGAGGAUACAGAGCUUACUAUAGAAGAGACUCUCCAGUGCAUGCCCCAAGCUAUAAAUAUGGAAGGACACAUCUGGAGACCAGAAUCAGCGAAGAAUAUACUGAGGGAAGAUACACUAGUAAAUAUCCAAAACACAGACACACGAUGCAUGGAACCAUGGAGCGAGAUGCAAACCGCAGGAUCAAGUAUGGACAUUCAUACCAGGAGAGGGCACAUAGAACUUGCCCAGGUUGUAAGCUGUGUGGUCAAAAUUACAAUUACCCCAAUGGUGAGGAAUUUUCUGCAAUCAGCGGUUGUCAGGAGGCAUACUACCAGACAGACCAUGAUCUGAUUCCUUCAACUUCUCAAGUAGCAUCUCAUUGCGAGGGUUCUUGCUGCAAGCUUCUUACAAUUGAAACCUGCAUUCUUCAGAAUCAAGAGUCAACACCUAGUUCAAGUGACCAUGCCAGAACAAGAUCUAAUCUUCCAGCGCCGCCUCAUCAUUGGCAUGUUAAACAUUCUAAUGAGCAUCGGAGGCAUGUUACUGAUGCACAUUCUGCUUUUGAGGUCAGGGAAAGCCGAAGCUGGUAUCUAUCUUCCAAAGAUGCUCCAAGUACUCACUCCAGGAAGCACCAUAGGCCAGCAAGAUAAGCUGUAACUGCAAGAUAGAGAAAAUCUAGUAGCAGCUCGCUUCUGAUACUGAUGGAUAGCAUUUGUUACCGGGGCCCUGCUUACGUGGCUGACACCCUGUUGCGGGGAGGAAUCUGUUCCAAGGACAGCAGUAUACCGUCCCAAUUUAUAACCAAAUACUUUGCCUUUUCUCGGUUCUUUGUAUUCGCGUUCGAUUUCUCGAAAUGUGGUGCUGACAAAUAGGGAUGAAAACGGAAACUGUAAUUUUUGAAUAACGGGAAUUGUUUUUAAAGUUUAA